AGGAAGAACACGGGCUUUAACGGUAUGGAGGAGCAGACUGUCCACUGUUAGAUCAGCAGCAGAGGCAGGCCCGAGCCUUGUGUAGCGGUGAUUUGCUUCCCCCCCUCGAUUGAAGCAUUGAGGAUAAUGCGGGUGUUUUCCUCCCUUGCUCCUUUCUCCAACCACUGAAUAUCCUGCACAGACCUGAGCUCGGAAAGAUGCCUGUCCAGUGUUUCUGCCUGGCAGCGCAGGCUCGAUUCGACUCAAAGUGGCUGAAGACGGAUUUGCAGCUUGCGUUCACUCGAGAUGGACUCUGUGGUCUUUGGAAUGAAAUGGUCAAAGAUGGUGAAGUUGUUUAUGCGGGUCCUGAAGCAAUGCAAAAUCUUAAUGACUCGUUAACAUCAAAAGAGGAUAAUAAUGAAUGUCAGGCUGGGUCAAAGAAGGAUGAACAGAAUGACAAAGAGAAAAAGGAUGAAGAGGAGACGCCAGCAUCCACUUAUCGAGCCAAAACAAUUAUCGAGUCAUGGGUUUGGGGCAGACAGCCAGAUGUGAGUGAAUUGAAAGAAUGCCUACAUAUACUUGUGAAGGAACAGCAGACGAUUGCUGCACAAGCUGCAACCACAACCCUCUCUGGGAUAAGACUGAAACAGAGAUUGGCAGUCCUCGACCGAUACUUCAUUGCACUCAGUAGAAGUGUACUCUUGGAACAUACAAAUGUUAAAUGGAAGAGCAUUAAUGUACCCAUGCCUGUUGCCGACAAGAAAAGUUCUAGGCCAGUUGGGAAAGGUGUUGAAGGACUUGCCAGGGUUGGGUCCAGAGCAGCACUUUCAUUUGCCUUUGCAUUCCUUCGCAGAGCUUGGAGAUCAGGUGAAGAUGCAGACCUGUGCAGUGAGUUGCUGCAGGAAUCUCUUGAUGCACUUCGUUCUCUCCCAGAAGCAUCAUUGUUUGAUGAAGGAACAGUAUCCAGUGUGUGGCUAGAAGUAGUGGAGAGAGCAACAAAAUUUCUCAGGUCUGUUGUUACAGGUGAUCUUCAUGGAGCACCAAGCUCUAAGGGAUCAGGGAACAUUCCACUUCAAGACCAGCAUUUGGCACUUGCAAUACUUCUAGAAUUGGCAGUACAAAGGGGAACACUGAGCCAAAUGCUGUCCGCUGUUUUGCUACUACUGCAGCUUUGGGAAAAUGGAACCAGGGAAACUGACAAUGAAAGAUCUUCACAAGGUACCAGCGCACCACUUUUACCUCUUCUGCAGAGAUUCCAGAACAUACAGUGUGGAAAAGAUUUGCCAACUGCAGAUGAAGAGAUAUUGGGAAAUCCUCUGACCCCAAAUGAAUGUUUUUUGAGGUAUCUUACUUUACCCCAAGAUAAUGAUUUGGCUAUAGAUCUACGGCAGACAGCAGUUGUGAUUAUGGCUCACUUGGAUCGUUUGUCAACUCCCUGCAUGCCACCACAGUGUAGCUCUCCUCCAUCUCAAAAGGGAUCUUUGCAAGAAGUUCUUGGCUGGGGGCUGCUUGGUUGGAGAAGUCAAACAACAGUGAUUUGUCCAAUUCAAUGUGAAGGCAUUGCUAAUCUUGGAGUGAUGCAGAUUGCCUGUGCUGAGAAAUGCUUCAUUAUUCUAUCAAGGAAUGGAAGGGUUUACAUGCAAGCAUACAGCAGUGAUACACUGGCACCACAGUUGGUUCAGGGGCUUGCCUCAAGGAACAUUGUAAAAGUUGCAUCGCAUCCAGAUGGUCAACAUUUUCUGUCCUUGUCAGCAGCUGGGGAGGUGUUCUCUUGGGGAUGUGGUGAUGGUGGAAGACUUGGCCAUGGAGAUACUGUUUCUCUUGAAGAACCAAAGAUGAUUGCUGCUUUGUCAGGAAAGCAAGUGGGAAAGCAUGUUGUUCAUGUCGCCUGUGGAAGCACCUACAGUGCAGCCAUAACCUCAGACGGGGAAUUGUAUACAUGGGGAAGAGGAAACUAUGGCCGACUUGGACACGGGUCCAGUGAAGAUCAGACCACACCCAUACUGGUGACUGGAUUGAAAGGAUUGAAAAUUAUUGAUGUUGCAUGUGGCAGUGGGGAUGCCCAGACUCUAGCAGUGGCUGAGAAUGGUCAGGUAUGGUCGUGGGGGGAUGGUGACUAUGGAAAAUUGGGCAGAGGUGGCAGUGAUGGCUGUAAAACCCCUAAAUUGAUUGAAAAGCUCCAAGACCUUGACAUUAUAAAAGUGCGCUGUGGCAGCCAGUUUUCAGUUGCAAUUACAAAAGACGGACAGAUUUACACGUGGGGAAAGGGUGAUACCCAAAGACUUGGACACGGAACUGAAGAGCAUGUGCGAUAUCCGAAAUUGUUGGAGUGUCUUCAGGGUAAAAAAGUAAUUGAUGUUGCUGUUGGAUCUACACACUGCAUGGUACUGACCGAAGAUGGUGAAGUUCAUAGUUGGGGCAGCAAUGAUCAGUGUCAACAUUUUGAUACUCUGAGGAUAACAAAACCAGAGCCAGCUGCACUGCCAGGCCUUGAUACUAAGCACAUUGUUGGCAUUGCUUGUGGGGCUGCUCAGAGCUUUGCUUGGUCUUCGUGUUCAGAAUGGUCAAUUGGCCUUCGUGUACCCUUUGUUGUGGAUGUUUGCCAGAUGACAUUUGAGCAACUGGAUUUGCUGUUGCGGCAAGUAUGUGAAGGAAUGGAUGGCACUUCAGACUGGCCUCCACCUCAGGAAAAAGAAUGUAUGGCCGUUGCAACACUCAACCUACUGAGACUUCAGCUUCAUGCUGCCAUUAGCCAUCAAGUUGACCCAGAAUGUCUUGGUUUAGGCAUAGGAAGUGUUCUAUUGAAUAGCUUGAAGCAAACUGUGGUGACUCUUGCCAGCAAUGCUGGAGUUCUCAAUACGGUUCAAUCAUCAGCACAGGCUGUGUUGCAAAGCGGAUGGUCUGUGUUACUCCCCACAGCAGAGGAAAGAGCCAGAGCCCUUUCGGCUUUGCUACCUAAUGCAGUUUCAGGGAAUGAAAUGAAUGUAAGUCCAGGCCGUCGAUUUAUGAUUGACCUUUUAGUGAGCAGUUUGAUGGCAGAUGGGGGUUUAGAGUCGGCACUGAAUGCUGCAAUUACAGCGGAAAUCCAGGACAUAGAAGCAAAGAAGGAAGCCCAAAAAGAGAAGGAGAUAGAUGAACAAGAAGCGAAUGCUUCAACACUCCAUCGGAGCAGAACACCACUGGAUAAGGAUCUCAUUAAUACCGGCAUAUAUGAGUCUUCUGGGAAACAGAGCUUACCGCUUGUUCAACUUGUACAGCAGUUAUUAAGAAACAUUGCAUCACAGAGCAUUGCUAAAUUGAAAGAUGUCACACGGCAUAUUUCUUCUUCUUUGGACCAUGAGCACUUCAAUCAGGAGAGGUCAGCUUCUUUGGAUUUGUUGCUGCGAUUUCAGCGUCUGCUAAUCAGCAAACUUUACCCUGGUGUAAAUUUCAGUUAUGAGACCAAUGGAUACAGUCCUGAGCUUUUGGGAGUAGGUUCAUUGCUUAAAAAGUAUAUUGCCCUCCUGUGUACACACAUAGGGGACAUUUUGCCAGUGGCUACCACCAUUGCUUCAACCAGUUACAGGCAUUUUGCAGAGGUGUCUUGUAUUCUUGAAGGAGAUUUAACAGGAGUUCUGCUUCCUGAACUGGUAGUUUGUGUUGUCCUGCUUCUCACUAAAAAUGCUGGACUGAUGCAGGAGGCUGGAGCUAUUCCUCUGCUGGCUGGAUUGCUAGAACAUUUAGACAGGUUUAACCAACUGGCACCUGGCAAAGAGAGGGAUGACAAUGAUGAUUUAGCAUGGCCUGGAAUAAUGGGUUCAUUCUUCACAAAUCAGAGCUCACGGAACAAUGAGGAGGUUACCCUAAUUCGAAAAGCUGAUCUUGAGAACCAUAAUAAAGAUGGUGGCUUUUGGACUGUAAUUGAUGCAAAGGUGUAUGACAUCAAAGAUUUCCAGACACAGUCAUUGAGCGGGAGCAGCAUUCUUGCUCAGUUUGCUGGAGAAGACCCAGUGGUUGCAUUGGAAGCUGCCCUCCAGUUCGAAGAUACAAGAGAGUCAAUGCAAGCAUUUUGUGUUGGCCAAUAUAUGGAGCCAGAUCAGGAAGUGGUAACCACGCCAGAUCUUGGCAGUUUAUCUUCACCUCUGAUCGACACAGAACGGAAUCUUGGUCUCCUCCUAGGAUUACAUGCAUCAUAUUUGGGAAUGAGUACUCCUUUGUCAUCUCUAGAGGUCGAAUGUGCCAAAUGGCUGCAAUCUUCCCUUUUCUCCGGUGGUUUGCAGACAAGCCAGAUUCAUUACAGCUAUAAUGAGGAGAAAGAUGAAGAUCAUUGCAGCUCCACUACAACUCCAGAUAAAACCAAACUUUAUGUACGGAAUUUAACACAAGGUGAUCACACUCAACCUUUCCUCCAGGCUAUUGCAGACAACAACAUUCAAGACUACAAUGUAAAGGAUUUCUUGUGCCAAAUAGAGCGCUAUUGCAAGCAGUGUCAUCUGACAACACCAAUCACUUUCCCUCCUGAGCAUCCUGUGGAAGACGUAGGGCGGUUACUCUUGUGCUGUCUCCUGAAGCACCAGGAUUUAGGCCAUACAGCUUUAUCUGUUAUCAACCAAAAUGCGUUAGGAGUGGAUCAAGGAAAGCUCAGAGUCUUGCCUAAGUCGGUGGGUGAUGUUUGUCGGGUGGUGUAUCAAGCCAAGUGUUCUUUAAUAAAGACUCACCAAGAGCAAGGACGUUCAUACAAAGAAGUGUGCGCACCAGUAAUUGAACGUCUGAGAUUUUUGUUCAAUGAGUUGCGGCCGGCUGUCAGUAAUGACAUUUCUAUAAUGUCUAAGCUAAAACUGCUAGGUUCCUCACCUCGGUGGAAGAAAAUUACCCAGAAAAUCAUCCGUGAAAGAAGGAGGAUGAGAGUUCCAAAGAAGUCUGAAUCUGCUGAUGUGGAAGAAUCCAAGAAUGACAACAGUGAGAGUGAUGUAGAAGAUUCCUGUGUUGUACCACUUAGCCCUGAAGGUGUGGAUAAAAAAGUCUUACCAGUGAAAUCAAAGGACAAGUGGCAACCCCUCCUUUCUUCUGUAGCAAGUGUUCACAGAUACAAGUGGCUGAAACAUAAUGUUCAGGGUUCUUUUCCGCAAUCGGCAUUAAUGGCAAAUAUACUUGACUUUGCUUUGAAAGAAGAGCCAAUUGAUGUGGAGAAAAUGCGAAAGUGUCUCUUAAAACAGCUGGAGAGAGCUGAAGUUCGAUUGGAAGGAAUUGACACAAUGCUUAAACUGGUAUCAAAAAGUUUUUUGCUUCCAUCAGUGCAAUAUGGCAUGUUAUGUGGUUGGCAAAGACUCAUCCCUGAGGGGAUAAAUAUAGGUGAACCUGUUUCAGACUGCCUAAAGGAUGUGGAUCUCAUACCACCAUUUAACCGUAUGUUACUGGAAGUUACUUUUGGAAAGCUUUAUGCCUGGGCUAUUCAGAACAUUCGAACUAUGCUAUUGGAUGCACAAGGUAGAUUUGAUGGUCUAGGCAUGCAGUCUGUCUCUCUGCAUACUGUAACGAAUGAGAAUCCUUCAGCACCAAGUCUUGGUACCAUUCCACAAGCUCGCUUCCUACUCAUCAUGAUAAAUAUGCUGACACUUCAGCAUGGAGCCAACAGUCUCAGCCUUCUGUUAAACUCUGGUUUGCUCGCAUUGACUCAAACAGUUCUGCGACUAAUAGGUCCUGCUUCUGAUAGUGGUGAGGAUGAUAUUGGUGCCUCUCUUCAUGGAGCCUCAGCCACUGUUUUAGAGGAAUCGAGGAAGGAAACCGCACCAGCUCCGCUGCCUGUCUCUGGUCCAGAGCUGGCAGCAAUGAUGAAAAUUGGCACUAGAGUGAUGAGGGGUGUAGACUGGAAAUGGGGAGAUCAGGAUGGACCACCUCCAGGAUUAGGUCGUGUAAUUGGUGAAUUGGGGGAUGACGGCUGGAUCAGGGUUCAGUGGGAUACCGGUAGCACUAACUCCUAUAGAAUGGGAAAAGAAGGAAAGUAUGAUCUGAAAUUAGCUGAACCACCACCUGCUACACAGCCAGCUACGGAAGACUCUGACACAGAGGACGAUUCUGAAGCAGAACCCAUUGAGAAGAACACACACCCAACUGUGAUGCUGUUGAUGGGGACAGUUAAUCUUCUGCAAACAUUGUCACUUUCUGCUGGAAUUCACUCAGACCUAGUCCAGAAUGAAGCUACCAAAACUUUGUGUGGUCUUUUAAGGAUGCUCGUGGAGAGUGGGGCAUCAGAUAAAACUGUUUCUUCAGUAAACAAAGUUGUAUCCAGAGAGCAACACAGGAGCUGGUGUACCCUGGGUUUCAUUAGAAGUAUAGCAAUUACUCCUCGAAUGUGUAGUACUCUGAGUUCAUCUCAGUGGAUCAGCUUGCUGACCAAAAUUGUCGAAGGACAACAGUCAUUCACUGCUGUGUCUCUGCAGCGACAGAUCUUAGCGCUGCGUUUGCUGCAAGCAGUUCUUCCUUCCUGGGACAGAGAUGAGCGGUCAAAAGACAUGAAGUUCCUUGUUGAAAAGUUAUUUGUUUUUUUGGGUAGCCUUCUGAGCACCUGCUCAAGUGACCUUCCACUCUUAAGAGAUGGAAUGUUGAGAAGAAGAAAAGCUAGACCUCCAGCUUCUCUGACUGCCACCCACAGUAGCACACUAGCAGAGGAAAUCGUUGCACUGUUGCGAACUCUUCACACUCUGAAUCAGUGGAAUGGACUUAUCAAUGACUACAUCAAUUCUCAGCUGAAUUGCAUCAGUGAAAUCAUGAGUGAUAAAGUGCCAGAGGCAACCGUCUUGGAAGAUUGCUUCCCAGAUUCAGAUAAUCCAGAGAUUAGUGGAUUGAUGGCAGUACUGGCUGUGAUUGGUGGAGUAGAUGGACGCCUGAGGUUGGGUGGUCAGGUGACACAUGAAGAGUUCGGAGAGGGGACAGUGGCCCGUAUUACCCCCAAGGGAAAAAUUACAGUACAGUUCCAUGAUAUGCGAAUGUACAGAGUUUGUCCUUUGAGUGAGUUACAACCGCUUCCAAUGACUUCCUUCAGUAUUAACAACUUGCCAUUUGCUGACCUAAUGCUGUCAGUCUGGGCUCAGUUGGUGAAUCUAGCGGGGAGCAAACUUGAAAAGCACAAAAUGAAGAAAUCCAGCCAAAGCCUCACAGAUCAAGUGGAUUUACACUUGUUAAGAUGUCAGCAGCUGAGAUUGUACAUACUGAAGGCAGCCCGAGCCUUGCUCAUGCACCAGGAUAAAUUGAGACAGAUUCUUUCACAACCAGCUGUAUUUGAAACAGGACCACUUUCCACAGAGGAUGCUGCAGUUUCCUCUCCAGACACUGCUGACUUUUCACCUGAGGGACCACAGCCCCCUUUGAUCUUACUCCAGCAACUGCUGAGUGCAGCUACCCAACCAUCACCAGUGAAAGCUGUAUUUGAUAGACAGGAACUUGAGGCAGCAGCCCUUGCUGUUUGCCAGUUCUUGGCAGUGGAGUCUACCCACCCAUCUACGCCUGUAUUCGAUGACAGCAGCUCAAGUGAGGCGACAACACCUGUUACAGUGCAGCCUGUACGUCCACUAAAACACAAGAAGCGCAAGCCUUCUCCCCCUCCACCUUUACCCAUUGUAGCUCAACUAAUGGAAAUGGGCUUUGGACGGAAAAAUAUUGAAUUUGCACUAAAAUCGCUUACAGGAGGCUCUGGAAAUGCUACAGGAUUGCCAGGUGUGGAAGCAUUGGUUGGUUGGCUGCUAGAUCACCCUGAUGUGCAGAUUGCAGAACUUUCUGAUGCGGAGAGCACUUUAUCGGAGUACUCGGAUGAAGAGAUUCUGGAAGAAGUUGAAGAGACUGAAGCUGCUUACGCUGUGAUUGGCCCUCAAGCAACUCUACCUAAUCCUUGGGCUGCUGUGGUGACUGAAAGCCAAACCUAUAAGAAACGUGCAGAUUUCCUGAGUAAUGAUGAUUAUGCUGUGUAUGUAAGGGAGAAUAUUCAGGUGGGAAUGAUGGUCCGAUGUUGCAGAACUUAUGAAGAGGUUUGUGAGGGAGAUAUGGGAAAAGUAAUCAAACUGGAUCGAGAUGGAUUGCAUGAUUUAAAUGUGCAGUGUGACUGGCAGCAAAAAGGUGGCACUUACUGGGUCCGAUACAUCCAUGUUGAGCUGUUGGGCUUCCCACCACAGAAUUCUACUUCCCAUAUAAAGAUUGCUGAUAAAGUACGAGUUAAGGCUUCCAUUACCACUCCAAAGUACAAGUGGGGCUCAGUUACCCAUAGAAGUGUGGGAGUUGUCAAAGCAUUCAGUGCCAAUGGGAAAGAUGUUAUUGUUGAUUUUCCGCAACAGUCUCACUGGACUGGCUUGUUGUCUGAAAUGGAGUUGGUACCCAGUAUUCAUCCAGGAGUGACGUGUGAUGGCUGCCAGAUGUUUCCAAUGAAUGGGCCCAGGUUCAAAUGUAGAAACUGUGAUGAUUUUGACUACUGUGAAAACUGUUUCAAGACUAGAAAACACAAUUCAAGGCAUACUUUUGGUAGAAUUAAUGAGCCAGGACAAUCACCAGUAUUUGCUGGACGUUCCGGAAAGCAACAGAAUAAGCGAUACAGUUGUGAGAGAGGAAUGUUGCUAGACGAUUGGUCGAGAAUUGUAAAGAACUUCGGAGUCUCCUCGUCUGUCAGCCAAAUUUCCCGCCUGAUUGAUGGCUCUGGACAAUGUUGGCAGUCUUCAGGCUCACAAGGGAAACACUGGAUUCGCUUGGAAAUCUUCCCAGAUGUCCUUGUUCAUAGACUAAAUAUGGUUGUCGAUCCUGCUGACAGUAGUUAUAUGCCUUCAUUAGUAGUAGUCUCAGGUGGAAACUCACUUGAUAAUCUCAUUGAAUUGAAGACUAUCAAUAUCACCCCUACAGACACUGUUGUAAUGCUGCUGAAUGAAUGUGUGGAGCACAGGUAUAUUGAGAUUGCAAUCAAACAGUGCAGAAGUUCUGGGAUUGAUUGCAAAAUUCAUGGCUUGAGCAUUGUAGGACGUAUCCGAGCAGAAGAUGAGGAUCUUGCAGCAAACUUCCCUUUCCUUGCUUCGGACAAUGAAGAGGAAGAUGAUGAUAAAAGCAAUACUGGAAGCCUCGUACGGAAGAAAGCAUCUGGCAUAGAAUCUUCAGCCACCAUUAGAACAAAAGUAUUCGUCUGGGGACUGAAUGACAAAGAUCAGCUGGGAGGACUGAAAGGUUCAAAGAUAAAAGUCCCUUCAUUUUCUGAAACAUUGUCAGCUUUAAAUGUUGUUCAGGUGGCUGGAGGUUCCAAAAGCCUUUUUGCAGUUACUGCUGAGGGAAAGGUCUAUGCUUGUGGCGAAGCUACUAAUGGAAGACUUGGGCUUGGACUAUCCAGUGGGACAAUACCCAUCCCUCGGCAGAUCUCAGCUCUUAGCAAUUAUGUUGUAAAGAAAGUAGCUGUGCAUUCAGGUGGUCGUCAUGCAAUGGCUUUAACCGUUGAUGGAAAGGUGUUUUCCUGGGGCGAAGGAGACGAUGGAAAGCUUGGACACUUCAGCAGAAUGAAUUGUGAUAAACCAAGACUGAUUGAGGCAUUGAAAACCAAGCGUAUUCGAGAUAUUGCUUGUGGGAGUUCUCACAGUGCUGCCAUAACCUCCAGCGGUGAACUGUACACGUGGGGUCUCGGCGAAUAUGGCAGACUUGGACAUGGAGAUAACACAACGCAGCUGAGACCAAAAUUGGUGAAGGUUCUUCUGGGGCACAGAGUCAUCCAGGUAGCAUGUGGAAGUCGAGAUGCACAAACACUAGCAUUAACUGAUGAAGGACUGGUAUUUUCCUGGGGUGAUGGUGACUUUGGAAAGCUGGGUCGUGGAGGAAGUGAAGGUUGCAAUGUUCCCCAAAAUAUUGAAAGACUCAAUGGACAAGGGGUUUGCCAGAUUGAGUGUGGCGCUCAGUUCUCUUUGGCACUUACAAAACCUGGUGUAGUAUGGACCUGGGGCAAAGGUGACUACUUCAGACUCGGCCAUGGUACUGAUGUUCAUGUUCGGAAGCCACAGGUGGUGGAAGGUCUACGUGGGAAAAAGAUUAUUCAUGUGGCUGUCGGUGCAUUGCACUGUCUUGCUGUCUCUGAUACAGGACAAGUUUAUGCUUGGGGUGAUAAUGACCAUGGCCAGCAAGGAAAUGGAACCACAACAGUAAACAGGAAACCUACCCUUGUACAAGGUCUAGAAGGACAGAAAAUCACCCGUGUUGCUUGUGGGUCUUCACACAGUAUAGCGUGGACAACAGUGGAUGUGGCAAUGCCUUCUGUGCAUGAACCAGUCCUGUUUCAAACUGCUAGGGACCCAUUGGGCGCUUCAUACUUGGGUGUCCAGUCAGAUUUAGACUCCUCCACCAUCAGCAACAAAAUCAGUGGCUCAUGCAAUUCCAAACCUAAUCGCCCCUCUUUAGCGAAAAUUCUACUUUCUUUGGAUGGGAACCACGCCAAGCAACAGGCAUUGUCCCAUGUGCUGACAGCUCUGCAGAUCAUGUAUUCUAGAGAUGCUUUGGUUAGAGCUUUGAUGCCAGCCAGCAUGAUUGCACCUGUGGAAUGCACAUCGUCAUCUCCAGUACCACCAGCAGACUCCUCUGCAGCUACAAGCCCAGCUGUUGAGCAUGCUUCGGAAGUGGCAAGUGAUGGGGAAGAGAGAGAGAGUCCCAAUCCUUGGCAGGACAGGAGAGGAGAGGUUGGACCUUCAGAGGAAGCUGUAACUCCAUCGUCUGCAGUAACACCCUCUACCUCAGCUACUUCUGCUCGUCCUUUCAUUCCAGUGACUGAUGACCCUAGGGCUGCCAGUAUCAUAGCAGAGACUAUGACCAAAACAAAGGAGUUUGAACCAGGCCCUAAAGAUCUUCUGUCAGAUCGGUGCAUUUUGUCAUGUCCUUCAAUGGAUUUAGUUACCUGCCUGCUGGAUUUCCGAUUGAGCUUUGCAUCAAACAGAAGUAUUGUGCCCCGUUUAGCUGCUUCUUUGGCAGCUUGUGCUCAGCUAAGUGCACUCGCUGCAAGUCACAGAAUGUGGGCCUUGCAGAGACUGCGCAAACUCCUGACCACAGAGUUUGGUCAGACCAUCAAUAUCAAUAGGCUUCUUGGUGACAGUGAUGGAGAAUCGCGAUCUUUGAGCUUUACUGGGACUGCUUUAGCUGCAUUAGUCAAAGGUCUUCCUGAGGCUUUGCAGCGUCAGUAUGAAUAUGAAGAUCCCAUAGUAAGAGGGGGAAAACAGCUCCUUCACAGCCCAUUCUUUAAGGUUUUAGUUGCUCUGGCAUGCGAUUUAGAGCUUGAUACUCUACCUUGCUGUGCUGAGACACACAAGUGGGCUUGGUUUAGACGAUACUGCAUGGCCUUGAGAGUUGCUGUGGCUCUAGAUAAGAGAACAUCAUUGCCACGGCAGUUUCCUGAGGAGGUGGCAAAAAAAAUCCGUGAAUUAAUGGUUGAGAAUGAAAAUAUGGAUGUGCUUCAUGAGAACCAUGACAUUUUUAGAAGAGAACAAGAUGAACAACUUGUUCAGUGGAUUAACAGACGGUCUGAUGAUUGGACCCUUUCUGCUGGUGGAAGUGGAACUAUUUAUGGCUGGGGUCACAACCAUAGAGGACAGCUGGGGGGUAUAGAAGGUGCAAAAGUUAAAGUUCCAACACCAUGUGAGGCAUUAGCAACCUUAAGACCUGUGCAGCUGAUUGGUGGAGAACAGACAUUGUUUGCGGUAACAGCAGAUGGAAAGUUGUACGCUACUGGAUAUGGAGCUGGGGGAAGACUGGGGAUUGGAGGAACAGAGUCUGUAUCAACCCCCACUUUGCUGGAAUCCAUUCAACAUGUUUUUGUAAAGAAGGUGGCAGUAAAUUCAGGAGGCAAACACUGCCUUGCUUUGUCAUCUGAAGGUGAAGUCUACUCUUGGGGAGAGGCAGAAGAUGGCAAGCUGGGUCAUGGCAAUAGGAGCCCCUGUGACCGACCUCGUGUUGUCGAAUCGCUGCGUGGUAUCGAAGUGAUUGAUGUUGCUGCAGGAGGAGCACAUAGUGCUUGCAUCACUGCAGCAGGAGAGCUUUACACAUGGGGAAAAGGCAGAUAUGGAAGACUGGGACAUGGGGACAGUGAAGAUCAGCUGAAACCAAAAUUGGUGGAAGCACUGCAGGGUUACAGAGUCAUAGAUGUUGCAUGUGGAAGUGGAGAUGCACAAACUCUUUGUUUGACUGAUGAUGAUAUUGUCUGGUCCUGGGGCGAUGGAGAUUAUGGAAAACUUGGAAGAGGUGGCAGCGAUGGCUGUAAAGUUCCAAUGAAGAUUGAUUCCCUAACUGGACUUGGUGUGGUUAAGGUGGAAUGUGGAUCACAAUUUUCAGUGGCUCUAACUAAAUCUGGAUCUGUUUAUACUUGGGGUAAAGGUGACUACCAUAGGUUGGGUCAUGGCUCUGAUGAUCAUGUCAGGAGACCUCGGCAAGUCCAGGGGUUACAAGGGAAGAAGGUGAUUGCUAUUGCAACUGGAUCUUUGCAUUGUGUAUGCUGCACUGAGGAUGGAGAAGUUUAUACAUGGGGAGACAAUGAUGAAGGGCAGCUUGGAGACGGGACGACUAAUGCCAUCCAGCGGCCACGCUUGGUAACUGCACUGCAAGGGAAAAAGAUUAAUCGUGUUGCGUGUGGUUCAGCCCACACCUUGGCAUGGUCAACCAGCAAACCUGCCAAUGCAGGAAAGCUCCCAUCACAGAUUCCAAUGGAAUACAACUACCUCCAGGAAAUCCCAAUAAUCUCAUUGCGGAAUAGACUGUUACUACUACACCAUAUCUCUGAACUCUUCUGUCCCUGUAUUCCAAUGUUUGAUUUGGAAGGUCGACUUGAUGAAACUGGGCAAGGCCCUUCAGUUGGACUUGAUACUUUACGUGGAAUAUUAAUAUCACAGGGCAAGGAAGCUGCUUUUCGCAAGGUAGUCCAAGCGACUAUGGUCCGAGAUCGACAGCAUGGGCCUGUUGUGGAGCUUAACAGAAUUCAGGUCAAACGUUCCAGAAGUAAAGGAGGUUUGGCAGGUCCUGAUGGCACGAAGUCUGUUUUUGGUCAGAUGUGUGCUAAGAUGAGUUCGCUCAGUCCUGAUAGCUUGUUGCUCCCUCACAGAGUCUGGAAAGUCAAGUUUGUUGGCGAAUCAGUGGAUGAUUGUGGUGGAGGCUACAGUGAAUCGAUUGCAGAGAUGUGUGAAGAGCUUCAAAAUGGUUUGACGCCGUUGUUGAUUGUUACCCCAAAUGGAAGGGAUGAAUCUGGAGCCAACCGAGACUGCUUUCUAUUAAAUCCAGCUGCCAAAUCGCAAUUGCACAUGAACAUGUUCAGAUUUCUAGGUGUACUGUUAGGCAUUGCUAUACGUACAGGCAGUCCUCUGAGUCUCAAUUUGGCUGAACCAGUGUGGAAACAACUGGCAGGAAUGAAUCUAACAAUUGCUGACUUGAGUGAGGUUGACAAAGACUUUAUUCCUGGGCUUAUGUACAUCAGAGAUAAUGAAGCCACAGCUGAGGAGUUCGAGGCCAUGUCUUUGCCGUUCACCGUGCCAAGUGCCAGUGGUCAAGAUAUUCAGCUGAGCUCCAAGCACACUCAUAUCGUAUUGGAGAACAGGGCAGAGUAUGUUAGGCUGGCCAUAAACUAUAGGCUGCAUGAAUUUGAUGAGCAGGUUGCUGCUGUACGGGAGGGGAUGGCUCGAGUUGUCCCUGUACCUCUUCUUUCUCUCUUCACUGGCUAUGAACUGGAAACAAUGGUAUGUGGGAGUCCUGAUAUACCACUUCACCUUUUAAAGUCUGUCGCCACAUAUAAAGGAAUAGAACCAAAUGCUUCAUUAAUCCAGUGGUUCUGGGAAGUGAUGGAAUCCUUUUCCAAUACUGAACGCUCCCUUUUUCUGCGGUUUGUGUGGGGACGCACACGAUUGCCUAGAACAAUUGCGGACUUCAGGGGACGGGAUUUUGUUAUUCAGGUGCUGGACAAGUACAACCCUCCAGACCACUUCCUUCCUGAAUCGUACACUUGUUUCUUUUUGCUGAAGCUUCCCAGAUAUUCCUGUAAACAGGUGUUAGAGGAAAAGCUGAAGUACGCUAUUCAUUUCUGCAAAUCAAUCGACACUGAUGAUUAUGCUCGUAUUGCACUAACUGGAGAGCCAGCUGCUGAUGACAGCAGCGAUGACUCUGAUAAUGAGGACGCAGACUCUUUUGCAUCUGAUUCCACACAGGACUACUUAACAGGCCAUUAGAGGAAGGAACAAAAGGAAAGAAAUUAGACUUGCAAUCAAGCAUUUUGGGUGUACCUCUGGGUAACAACAUCUUCAAAAUAUGCUGCAGGAAUUCAGAUUCUCUUCAAAGAACAAAAGUGGAUGGAAUAAUGUGGAAAAUUUAGAGUUCUCAGAAUCAACCACAGCGGACAAAUGUAAUUAUUUAUUGCUUACCAUAGCCGACUAAUACUUUAGAGCCAAUGUGUUAUUUAGAAUAUGGUACUUUAUCCCUCACAAACACAAUGCACAUGUUUUGUUUGAUGAGGUUUUACUUUUGUUGCACAAUACUAUAUAACCAUAGACACAGAAUUAGAUUUGAGAGCCUCUUCUUUGUGUUUACUAAUUGUUUGUUUUUUAAAAUGUGUUUUAGUCCAGAGGUAACAUAGCAACAUGAAGUAGCACCCAAAAUGAAUUUCUUAAGCCCUUUCACUGUGGUAGGGUGCAAUGUCAAGUUGUUUAGGGUCUCAAUAUUUGUUCUGUCAUGUGCAUUCUUUCCCUGCUGUAUAUUGAGGUAACGUGCAACAACUGAAAGAGUAUUAUAAAUACUAUGUAAGCUGACUUUAUUAGCAGUGUUUGUUUAUAUGACAGUGAACAUUUUGAAUGUUGUAUCAUUUAAAGUUCGAUAUUCUUAAAACAGCAAGAACACAUUACAAAUGGUCUCAACUCUUAGUACUAUUGGUCUUUUUUUCCCUUAAGUUUUAAAAUUCUCCUAAAUGUGCACAGAUUAACUCCAUUGUGAGGUAUGAGGGCAGUCAUUCUACUUACAUUGACAAAUGUACAUAAUUUGAUAAUUGUGCCAUGUAAACACACAAAGUAAAUUCAUUCAUUUUCUUGUGAAUAAAACCUUGGUUUAAACAACUUAA
Molecule: messenger RNA, 15040 nt
Organism: Rhincodon typus (whale shark)
Lineage: Eukaryota; Metazoa; Chordata; Chondrichthyes; Orectolobiformes; Rhincodontidae
Gene: herc2
Product: HECT and RLD domain containing E3 ubiquitin protein ligase 2
Exons: 88
Coding region: 198-14159 (4653 amino acids)
Biological process (GO): protein ubiquitination
Molecular function (GO): protein binding; zinc ion binding; ubiquitin-protein transferase activity
Source: RefSeq, a predicted model, not a curated record